Mixia osmundae IAM 14324 is the source of this 2043-nucleotide messenger RNA. RefSeq lists its product as uncharacterized. Gene Ontology annotation, cellular component: Prp19 complex; cytoplasm; U2-type catalytic step 1 spliceosome. The record is from RefSeq and is a predicted model, not a curated record. The transcript is spliced from 6 exons. NCBI's taxonomy places the organism in Eukaryota, Fungi, Basidiomycota, Mixiomycetes, Mixiales, Mixiaceae. Gene Ontology annotation, biological process: DNA repair; mRNA splicing, via spliceosome; protein ubiquitination. Bases 4 to 1554 code for a protein of 516 amino acids. Gene Ontology annotation, molecular function: protein binding; ubiquitin protein ligase activity.
CAAAUGUUCUGCGCAAUCUCGGGCGGUCCGCCGAUCUAUCCAGUCGUAUCUGUCAAGAGCGGCUUGAUCUACGAAAAGGAGCUGAUUGUCAAAUACAUCAGGGAGAACGAUGGCAAGGAUCCAGUGACGGGGCAGGAGCUAGCUGAGGAAGACUUGAUCGAUGUCAAGACAUCGCCCUCUGCACCUGCCGCACCUCCCAGACCGCCCACGCUGUCCAGCGUGCCGAGUCUGUUGCACGCCUUGCAAAAUGAAUGGAAUGCCUUGAUGCUCGAAACCCAUGCGCUCAGAAAGACGACCACUCAGCUCCGGCAAGAGCUGUCGCAUGCACUGUACAAGGAAGAUGCGGCCAUGCGCGUCCUUGCGCGCAUCAUGAAGGAGCGCGAUCAGGCCAGAGACGCCCUCGCGAGCGUGCAGACUACAUUGGGCGUUGCGCCUGCCAACGGCACUGCGGAUACCGAGAUGUCGGACGAAGCAGUCUCUUCGAAACUGCCUGAAAGCGUCACGCAGCGCAUCACGCAGACCUCAGAAAGCUUAUCAGCAACGCGCAAGAAGCGGAAACCUGCAGCCGACUGGGCGACUCCGACCGAUGUCAAAGCCUUUGCGCCAAAGGAAGUCAUACCGAGCAUGCAUUCUGCAAAACCGGCAGGCAUCACCGCGCUUGAUAUCGCUCGUGACAGCAAUCUCGUGCUGACAGGCGGCAACGAUAAGCAUGCGCAGAUCUACGAUCGCAAAGCUGGCAAGAUUCUUGCGACACUCAAGGGCCAUACCAAGAAGGUUACGGCGGCGCUCUUUGUCGAUUCGGAUGCUUCCCUUGAUCUGCCCAAACAUGUCAUCACGGCCAGUGCGGACAAGAGCAUCCGCAUCUGGUCGGCGCCGGACGCAGGCUCAAAAUCAAAGGCAAGCUACGUCGUACAGGCGACGUUGACGGAUCACACCAGCGAUGUUACCGGUUUGGCUAUACACCCCUGUGGCAGCUUGUUUGCGUCUGCCUCACUUGAUGGUACCUGGAUUCUGUACGAUCUCGAGGGCGAGGCGCCAGCGAACGUGCUCAGUAUAACAGUGCCCGGGUCGAUACCGUGCACAAGCAUCGCCUGGCAUCCUGAUGGCGUGCUUCUCGGCGUUGGUCUGGAGGAUGGGCAGCUACGCGUAUACAACGUGCCUCAAAGCUCAGAAGCUGCCACCUUCAGCGCACAUGCAGACAAGAGUGCAGGUGCUGUCGUCAGUCUCGACUUUAGCGAGAACGGCUACAUCCUCGCUUCUGCCGCUGCCAAUGUAGGAGCCGCCAUCGAGAUAUUCGACCUGCGCAAGCUUGCUAAUACCAGAUCUAUCGAGCUUGCAACGCCAACGAGCAAGGUCAACAAGGUUGCAUUCGAUGCGUCUGCCCAAUUCCUGGCUGCAGUCGGCUCGGAGGCGAAUCUAUACCAGAACAAAACUUGGGAGACGCUUCUGUCAAGCUCAACCAAUGAAGCCGAACUGACAGGGGUUGCAUUCGGCUCGAACGGCAAAGAGAUGCUCGUCAGUGGUCUUGAUCGGGCCAUAAGAGUGUUGUCGUGAAGGGCUGAUUUCAUCGCUAAAUCUGUGCUUUGGUUUUGAGCUGCUUGUGAGUGGAGCAGGAAGGUGAUCCUGCCAGUCUCGCUCUGCAUGCAACUUGUCAAAGCUUGAAGCUUGGCCGACUGCAAGGACAUGCCGACCAUGGUCCUCACAGCGCCAGACGAUGGUCGAUAGACAACUUUACUGAUUUCUCGAGACAAGCCACGGCUAUGGUAGUAGGGAAUGCAUGCAUUGACAAGUCGAGGUGCGCAAUUCGUCAUCAGCGAGAGCAAUGGCGAGAGAGAUGCCGCGCAGGAUUGAAUCGACACUGAUCUGCCGACUCGAAUCUACCGGGGUACGUAUCUUCCAAGUUUCCGUUAGCUUGCUCUGUCUGAUGCAGACGAUGCGAGGAAGAUCGGUGAUGUCANUGAGNGUGAGAAUGUAUAUUCAAGGUAGGCGAUUGUCGAUANGCAAGCGAGUCGGUGUCCAAGUCAUGACGGGUCGAGAGAUGGC